AUGGGAAUAGUCGAGCAUACAGACAAGAUCGCUCUGGCCGUUUACCAAUUGGAAGGUGAGGCAGACCAUUGGUGGACAUUAAUCAAGGAAUCUAGGGAUAUCACGACUAUGACUUGGGUGCAAUUUAAAGAAUCGUUUCUGAGGAAAUACUUCCCACACACUGUUAGACAGGAAAGAAUUCGUGAGUUUCAAUUGCUAGAGCAAGGCACGAUGACGAUGACCCAAUACGUGGCGAAGUUUGAGGAAUUAGCUCGUUAUGCGACUCGAUAUGUAGCCGAUGACGAAGAGAAAGCACGAAAAUUUGAGUGGGGUCUAGACCCUAUAAUUAGAGGAAGGGUUUUUCCCUUGCGACUCCCUACUUUCGCAAAUGUGGUGGACACGACACUAGACGCAGAACGGGAGGUGGUAGAUACCAAACGGAUUUGGAGCUUGAAGAAAGAAAGUCAAUCCCAUGUGGGACCAGAAAGAAACAGUCGAAGACAUGUAGUACCAAAAUCGUACUCUAGGGCACCACCACAACAACAACUACUACAACAACAACCGCAACUACAGUACCAGAAGGAAAGCUUUCAAACAAGAUCAACUUGGCCGAUCUAG
Messenger RNA from Camellia sinensis, 597 nucleotides. NCBI's taxonomy places the organism in Eukaryota, Viridiplantae, Streptophyta, Magnoliopsida, Ericales, Theaceae. The record is from RefSeq and is a predicted model, not a curated record.